Molecule: messenger RNA, 549 nt
Organism: Frankliniella occidentalis (western flower thrips)
Lineage: Eukaryota; Metazoa; Arthropoda; Insecta; Thysanoptera; Thripidae
Exons: 2
Coding region: 169-534 (121 amino acids)
Biological process (GO): transmembrane transport
Cellular component (GO): membrane
Molecular function (GO): transmembrane transporter activity
Source: RefSeq, a predicted model, not a curated record
GGGACAUAAACCAAAGUGCGCCAUCCGCCGGGCAGGCGGGCGGGCCGAGACCACAGCCACAGCGCGCGCCCUCGCCGAGGGACAUGGAGAGGCGACGGACGUUUUGAGUGACGCGCCACUGUGACGCUCCAGUGCAAUAAGUGACUCGCGUGCGGCACCGGCACCAGAAUGUCGUCGUUGGACGGGGGAUACACGCCGAAGAAGGAUGGCGACGGCCGGAGGCGCUGGCCCCAGGAGUACUUCGCAGCUUUCGCCGCGAGUCUCUCCGAGGUGACCAUCGGCUUCGUGUACGGCUGGUCCUCCACGGCGCUGCCCUUGAUGGAGGCGGAGACGUGGCCGUGGCGCAUCACCCCGGACGAGUCCUCGUGGAUCGUCUCCCUGGUGGACAUUGGGUCCAUGGUCAUCGCCAUCCCCGCGGGGCUGGCAGCCAACCGGUUGGGCCGCCGUUGGGUCCUACUCUUCUCCGCGCUCUUUUUCAUCGCUUCCUGGGCCAUCAUCCUCGCGGCCAAAUCAGCCUACGUGAGUACACAAUGAAAAGGGACACUCUAU